CAGAGCACGCCGGGAGCGGCGGGCGCGCGGCGAUGGCGGGCGCGGGGCCGGGCGGGGGGCGGGAUGGCGCCGUGAGGGCUGCGCUGGCCGUGGUCGCCGCGCUGGCGCUCGCCUUGGCCUGGCUGCUGCUGCGGGGCGCGCUGCUGGGCGCAGCGGCGCUGGGAGCGGCGGGCGCCUGGUGUGCCAUGCGGCCCGGCCCGCCCGCGCCGCGCCCGCCCGGCAAAGCCACCGCCAACGGGGGCCCGGCCGCGAGGGCCGCGCCGCGUCGCACCCAGCCCGGGGUCCCGCGCUGCCGGCCGCAGGCCCCGCGCCGCCGGUACCCGCUGCCUGAGGCCCGGCCGGCCGUGCCGCUGUGCCUGCCCGCCGCCCGCUGGGAGGGCGGCUCCCCCCGCAGCACGCCUUGGGCCCGCCGUGCCGGGCCGCUCCGCAGCCCCGUCACCGUGAGAAUCGCCCCACCGGCCGUCGGCAUCGCCCGCUCCCCGGCUCUAGAACAGCUGGUCUCGCCUCUGGCCUUCCCAGCCACCAGCAGCCCUGACCCAUGUGCGAAGGAGACUGUGCUGAAUGCCAUCAGGGAGAGCAGGAAAAGGGCUGUGGAGGAGGAGGAGGACCACCAGACUUUUGGGAAUGAUCAGGAGAGCAAAAGAAGGCGCCACGACAGCAGUGGAAGUGGGCAGUCCGCAUUUGAGCCACUGAUAGCCAAUGGUGCCCCUUCUUAUCUUAUACCCAAGCCAGGUUCUCUGAAGAGGGGCCUCAUCUCACACUGCCCGGAUGACUGCUCCAACAAGAGGUCUCGUACCUCCUCCAUGAGCUCCCUCAACAACACCUACGCCAGUGGGAUCCCCAGCUCCAUCCGCAAUGCCAUUGCCAGCUCCUACAGCUCUACCCGGGGCCUCACACAGCUGUGGAAGAGAAGAGGUGUAAGCGUGUCCCCUCUGUCCAGCCCAGCAUCCUCCCGCCCUCAGACACCAGAAUGGCCUCUCAAGAAAGCCAGGGAAGAGGAGUCACAGCGUUCCAACGCUUCCACCCCAGUGAAGUCAGACAAGGAGCUGCAGACAGAGAAAGUUGUGGAGUCACCAGUGUGGAAGAAGCACAAUUCCCUGAGCCCACCAUCUGCUUCGGGGAGCAGUGGGAAGCGCAAGCGGAAGAUUCCAUUGCUGUCAUCUUUCCGUGGGGACCAGCUGGUGCUGCCCCCACCACCUCAGCUGGGCUAUUCCAUCACCUCAGAGGACCUGGAUGCAGAGAAGAAGGCAGUGCUGCAGUGGUUCAACAGUGUCUUGGAAGACAAGGCUGAUGCAGUCCCCUCAACCACUGCAGAGAUGAUGCCUGUGUCCAAGCCACCGGUGUUUGUUGUGACCUCUCCUGGGCCGAUGCCUGCCUCCACAGCUCCUGCCCUGGCCAGCUCCUCACUUCUGGACAGUCUGAAGAAGAUGCAGAGCAGCCAGGCUGUAUCCACAACACCAGACUUCACUGGAACUGUGGCAGCAUCCCAACCACCUACGUCAGCUGCACAGCCACCUGCUACUUCUGUGUCAUUGGAGUCAAGCUCUCUGCCUGCCGUCUCUGCUGACACCAAGCCUGUGCCUAUAUUGAGCACACCUUCCCCCAGUGCUCCCCGUGCCCUGGUGGUGCAACCCCCCAGCAGCCUGGCCCCUCCUGUGUUCACUGAGCUGGGCCAGACCCCCAGCAAGCCUCCCUCCUUCCCAAAGCCAAGCAUCCUGUUUGGAAUGCUGAACACCCCGCCAGCCAGCCAGCCAACAGUGACUUUGGCCACUACCAUGCCCACCACGGCCACUGCCAUGCCCACCAUGGCCACUGCUACACCCACUGCUUCCACUGCUGUGCCCACCCCACCCACUGCCAUGUCCACCACAACCCCCAUCUUCAAACCCAUCUUUGGUGAUGUGCUGAAGAGUGAGAACACAGCAGUCUGCACAGCUGUCACUUCUACCACAGCCACCAUGCCUGUAAGCUCAGGCCCUGCCUCAGUGUCCUCCACAUCCUCCAUAUUCAAGCCCAUCUUUGGCAGCAUCACUGCAGCUUCAUCUCCAGCGAAAGUCUCUCCUUUCGCCUUCAAACCCGCAGCACAGUCAGCCUCGGAGCCAACAACUGCCUCCACAGCUACUGUGGCAGGAAUCUCGGGUUUUCCCAACGUCAUCUUCACCACUGCAGCUACAACUGCCAUCACCCAGAGUUCCUCCACGGAGGCCACCAUUAAACCUGUCUUCAGCUUUGGACCAAACCCACCUGCUUCCUCUGGCCCUGCUGCCAUUGUGACUGUCACUGCUGCCACCUCCACCAGCACAACACAGCCUUUCCUGUUUGGGGGCGUCUCCAGCUCUGCUCCUAGCACAGAAACCAGCUUUGCCCCCUCAGGGCCUGUGUUCCAGUUUGGGAAGCCACCUCCAGCUGCAGUCACUGCCACCACCAGUGUCCCAGGAGGCCCUGCCUUUGGCCAGGUACCUUCAAACUCAACGGUUGCUGCGACCACCAUGGGCUUUAGCAUAUUUGGGAGCACUACACUGACCACCUCUGCCCCAGCCACCACAGCUCAAGCACCGCUGACAUUUGGCUCCUCUGUUUCAGCUUUUGGCAGCUUUUCAGCCAGCGUAAAGCCACCGCCACCAUACCCUGGCACUGGGAGCCAGCUCACCUUCAGCACUGGGGCUGCUGAGAGCCAGGUGCCCACCAGCAAGCCUGCUGCUGGCCCCAUCAGCUUCACCUCCCCGUUCAGUUUCGGAGCUUCCCCGGCACAGUCAGUAGCUCAGCCAGCAUUUGGCAGUGGUGCCCAGCCAGCCUUCGGCACAACCAGUACCCAGGGCUCCUUUGGCACCAGCAGCACCCAGGCAGCGUUUGGGACCACCACCUCAGUGUUCUCUUUUGGAACAGCCACGUCCACCACAUCCAGCUUUGGUGCUACCACCCAGACCACAAGCAGCAGCACUGGUGCCACUGUUUUUGGCACCACCCCAUCUCCAUUCACUUUUGGGGCCAGCACCCAGCCGGGCCCCUCCACCAGCGCUUUUGGGAUGGGUACGCCGGGCCUCAGCAGUGGGUCCCCAGCUGUGGCCUUCAGCUUCGGGGCUGGGCAGAGCGGGGCAGCCCCGGCAGCAACACCCUUUGGCUCAUCUCUGCCACAGAGUGCACUGGGAGCACAGGGCCAGAGCACGCCCUUCGCCUUCACCAUGACCAGCACUCCCAGCAGCAAGCCUGCAUUUGGAGGAGCUCCAGUGCCCACCUUUGGGCAGGGCACACCUGUCCCUGGAGCCGUGGGCAGCGGAAGUGGCACCCUUUCCUUCAGGACACCCAGCACUCCUGCCUCAAGCUUUGGAGGAGUUGGCACUUCCUUUGGUUCAUCCACUCCCGCCUUCUCCAUCGGGGCAGGAUCCAAGAUGGGCACUCGCCAACGGCUGCAGGCACGGAGGCAGCACACCCGCAAAAAGUAACCCUAGUGCUGCUGGGCUCCACUGGCCCAUGUGUGGGGAGCUCUGGACUGGAGCUGUCCCUAUGGUGGGACCAGGCCCCAUCCCUGACACUCACUGGAUACCUUGCUGGGACAGGAUAAGCCAAACUCUUGUUACUUGAACAGUUCCAGAGCCAAGACUGGACAAAUCUCUGUACAUAUCCACAAUGUUCUUUCCCUCAAUUUAUUUUGCCUUGUUUAAUAAUGUGCACAUUUCUCUCCAUUUGCUUCUUCUAGCUGUUUCCAUGCCCCUCCCCAGCCCUCAGCCAGCCCCAAGGCCAUGUCCUGCUCAGAGCUUGGCUGGUGACAUGCUGUGGUUCUGAGUUGCUGUCAGACAACAUCUUCACCAAGUCCUGAAAUCUUUCCCAUUGUUCAUCCCAUGGCCUGGUGAACAUGGUCCCAUGCCUGCAGCCAGGGUGGGUUCCAACCUGGCUCUGUUUUGGUGCCUCAGGUGACUGCCAUUGAUGUGGCUGGGUAGCACCCCUGGGACCUAAUGUCCUGCUACCUCCAGCUGAGGACAUGUCAUAGCCUGGGACCUGGGCUGGAGGCACGGGGUGAGGAUGGGGUCCCCCCACCCCUCUCCCAUCUCCGCUGCUCCAUGGGGCUGUGGGCUGCCCCCCACUCUGCUCCCCAGUUCUGCUUUAUGUGUGCUCCUGUUCCUGUUCUUACUGAAUCGAGUUUGGAGGAAGAGCUAAACCGUGUGUGUGGCGGCAUGUUGGUUAUGCCGGAUUUGCUGUUUGGAGUUUCUUUUUCGGGGCACCAGUCCUUGGGGGGAGACGUGCCCUGGCUAAUUGGGUGUUGACAGUAGCAUCACUGCGUGGCUGCUCGUGCUGGGGAGUUGUCCCUUCCAUGUCGUGACUAAAAGGCAGCUAGGACAGGGGAUUCCAACCAUGGCAGUCUCUCCACUCCCUUCCCCUCUCUCCUUCCCCUCUUUUCUGCACUUCAGAGGGCUCUGGAAUUGCUCCCAGGAGUCCAGAGCAGAUGCAUUCUCCCCUCCAUCCCAAAUCCAAGUUGUUUUUCAUUCUUCAACUCAUUUCCAUCCCAGUGCGUUUUACUGGCUCCUAGGAACUGUGGUGCUGCCUCCCCUGUCCCCAUCCAGUCAGGAGUAGGAUUUACACCCUUCCCUGCCUUGGAGCUUCUAUGGGAAGAGACUGCCAGAGCUGGGGGUCACCAGAGAGCCACUCCCUACCCUGUCCCUGGUGAGGGAUGGGCACUCUAUUUCCAGGAGUGCUUUGCUGCCGGGUUUUUACUCUCCGAGCCGUGUGAGUGUGUGUGUUUGCUGGGAUCUAAAUUAAAAAAAAAAAAAAAAAAACCAAAAAAAAAAACCCAAAAAAAAAUCACAAAUAUUUAAACAUUUUUUAACAAAAUAAAAAUUUAUUUUUAUAUUUAAGCUAAAUUGCCUUCAAAUUCCUUCAAGCUUGGUUCAGUGAAGUUGCCUACCCCUAGCCCUUAGUGUUUAGCUAUUCCCAACCUGGCUGUGGCUGUGGGAAUGCACUGUGCUGGGAAAGGCAGCUGCAUCCUGCAGGCUCUGCCAUGCUCCCCCUGCUGUUCAUCAUCCCCUUCCUUUUAAAUGUGAUGUAUGUGAAUGUGACUAAACCUUUUUUUGUUUGUUUUUUUUUAAAGUUUUUAAUUAUUUCUCUGAGGGUGAGGAGCAGGAGCUCCCAUGUUAUGGUGCUGAGUGCCAGGGUCAAGACAUGUCUCCCAGCAGAAAGGGCAGGUGAUGGGCUCUGUGAGACACAGAGGGGACACAGUCCUGUAGUAAGGGAACAUAGACGACCUCCAGGUGCUGGUGGGAAUGUUCUGGCCAUCACCUACCAGCAUGGCUGUGGGUGCAGUGGGCCAAGAGCAGCCAAAGCUAGUGCCUGCCAAGACUGAUCCUGGGUGUCCUUUCCUGUGUCCCAGUUAGGAUCCUGGGCAAGAAGAGCACCUGCUCCCUGUCCUUGAGGUGUCAGGGUUUGGCCAGGUUAGCUCUGAGAAGGUGGGGAUGAGCUGGGACAAGGUUGAGGACACCUUGGCUCUGGGUCCUACCCCCAAGUAGCUGCCCCAUGUAGUCCCACACACCUGUGAGGAGCCAGGCUGUCCCUUCCCUGCCACACAGGCCCUGCUGGGAGAGCCCUUUGUGCUUGGGGGGAGGCUGGGUUUUAACUGAUUGAAGACUUGGAUCAUUCCUGGUGUGGCUGAUGAGGAUUUUAGUGUGAAUGUGCAAUUUUUGUUUCCUUGCUUCUUACGUCUCCGGUUUAAAAUAAAAUGACUGUGUUCA
Molecule: messenger RNA, 5720 nt
Organism: Passer domesticus (house sparrow)
Lineage: Eukaryota; Metazoa; Chordata; Aves; Passeriformes; Passeridae
Product: nuclear envelope pore membrane protein POM 121-like
Exons: 13
Coding region: 33-3443 (1136 amino acids)
Biological process (GO): RNA export from nucleus; protein import into nucleus
Cellular component (GO): nuclear pore
Molecular function (GO): structural constituent of nuclear pore
Source: RefSeq, a predicted model, not a curated record